AUGAGAGCCCUCGAUGACGCCCAAUCGAGAUGGGCCGAGACACUGAAGAAUGCCGGGAAUUUUCCCGAGCUGCAACAUGCCGUCAGGUACAACGGACCUCUGAGCCCAUGCAUCACAGGUCUCAGGUCGGUGUGCUGGAAGGCCUUCCUGCUACUGCAAGAUGUUGAACCUUCAGACUGGUCACGCCAAGUCUCAGAGCUGCGCAGCUUUUACUCCCAACGGCAGGACCACUUCCUUAAGUUCAUCAAGCACCCCGAGGAGCUGGCCAAGGUGGCCGUCGACCCGUUGACCGACGACCCUGAGUCACCGUGGAACACUGUGCGGCAAGACGAGAUUAUCAGGGCGGAAAUCGCGCAGGACGUUCGCCGCCUGCCUGAUGAACCCUUCUACCACGAGGAGCGGACCCAGACACUCAUCAUCGAUGCGCUGUUUGUUUACUGCAAGCUGCACCCCAAUAGCGGCGGCUACCGCCAGGGCAUGCACGAGCUCCUGGCGCCUAUAGCAUACGUCAUCAACCAGGACGCGCUCGACCGUGAGGCCAUUGCUGCCAGCGGCCAGCCGGUCGAUGAAACAAUGCUUGGCAUGCUCGACUCGUCCUUUAUUGAACACGACACAUUUGCCUUGUUUUCCAAGAUUAUGGAGAAUGCCAAGUCGUUUUACGAAGUCAAAGACUCCAUCUCCAAGGCGGCCUUGGCGUCCGCUUCCCGAGAUCGCGUAGAAUCGUCGGCCAUUGUCGAGAAGAGCAAAUACAUCCACGAGGUGUGCUUGGCCAAGGUCGACCCCGAGCUCGCCAACCAUCUAAAAGACAUUGAGAUCUUACCGCAAAUAUUCCUCAUUCGUUGGAUUCGCCUUCUGUUCGGUCGCGAAUUCCCAUUUGACGAGAUGCUUGUGCUUUGGGAUACCAUAUUUGCUGUCGAUCCGUCUCUAAGCUUGAUAGAUCUGAUCUGUGUUGCCAUGCUUCUAAGGAUUCGUUGGAGUCUGCUCGAGGCGGACUAUUCCGUGUGCCUGCAGUUGCUCCUUAAGUAUCCCGCGCCAGAAGCUCCCCAUGGGCCUCACACAUUCGUAGACGACGCUGUAUAUCUGAGAACACAUCUUAACGUCUCGGGGGGCGUCUCGCUCCUCUUGAAGUACACGGGAAAGAUGCCGAGCACAACGCAAUCUGCGAGUAGUUCGCGGCCCACGACGCCGAUGGGCCAGGCGUUUUCGUCCUUCAGGAACCGGACCAAAGGCGGCCACUCGCCAAUCCCCUCGGCAAGUAGGUUCAUUCAGCAGCAGGGCGGGGUGGAAGCUCUGUUUCAGGGCGCCGCGAAAAGCGUGCUCGAGCGGGGCGAGAAGCUCGGUAUCAACCAGGCCGUACGUGACGCCAUGGGCGACAUCAAGAGAAACAUGCAAGGCCUGAACGAAGUGCGCUAUACGCCUCGAACGGCGAGACAGCUGCUGGGCGACGACUCGGCCACCCAAGCCAUUGCCGCGCUGGAGCAACGGAAUAGGCUGUUGGCGAGCAUGCUGGACGAGACGGUAACAAGCCUCCGGUCUCUGGCCACUUCCAACCUCGACGACAAGGUCAAGACGCUGGAGCUCGUCGAGGUGGCAGCAGCCAAGGUCCAGUUCGUGAAGGUGUACCUAGAAGACCCAACGAUGGAGGUCCCGGAGCUCGAGGGCUUCACCAGCCCGCCGCCCGAGGAAUCCAGAGGAGAAAACUCGAUGGACGUAGAGCCAGGCGGAGAAGCGGCCGCUGAGGCCGCUGCUGCCGCCGAAAACGUGGCCGGUGCCAUCACAACGCUGUCUCUGGCAGAUCCCGGGAAAACCAAAACGCCGCCGGCCUCGACAUCACCCCUUCCGGAGCCUAUGGAUACCGCGCAGGACGCACCCGCAGCCAAACCUUCUGAGCACCCGUCGGUGUCGGUAUCAAGCCCAAUUCCCGGGAGCCAUGCGGCCAAGUCACAAGAGCGGCCCCAACCGCCGAUCCCGACGCGGUCAACGCUCGCCCAGUCGUCCUUCUCGUGGAUGCUGGAGCCGGACCAAUCGCCGCACACGGCAUCGCCGCCGCAGCUGCCGAAGUCGAGCUCCGGAGGGGCGCACCGAAAGAAACCCUCGGGGAACAUCAGCAGGGAGCGCAACGCCUUUCUCUUUGGCGAAGUCGUCGCCGAUGCCGAUGACCAGGCCAAGCCGAUCAAGUCGGACGACAUCUUUGGGCUGCAACCCAUAGAGAAGCCAAAGUCCCCAUUCGCAUGA
Colletotrichum higginsianum IMI 349063 is the source of this 2235-nucleotide messenger RNA. Its product is annotated as WD repeat domain-containing protein. The record is from RefSeq and is a predicted model, not a curated record. Gene Ontology annotation, molecular function: GTPase activator activity. NCBI's taxonomy places the organism in Eukaryota, Fungi, Ascomycota, Sordariomycetes, Glomerellales, Glomerellaceae. Gene Ontology annotation, biological process: activation of GTPase activity. The transcript has 6 exons. The coding region runs from base 1 to 2235 and encodes 744 amino acids.